This is a messenger RNA of Megalops cyprinoides (Indo-Pacific tarpon), 1426 nucleotides long. RefSeq names its product carbohydrate sulfotransferase 11-like. Lineage: Eukaryota; Metazoa; Chordata; Actinopteri; Elopiformes; Megalopidae. Gene Ontology annotation, molecular function: sulfotransferase activity. Gene Ontology annotation, biological process: proteoglycan biosynthetic process; carbohydrate biosynthetic process. The coding region runs from base 404 to 1426 and encodes 340 amino acids. The transcript has 3 exons. The record is from RefSeq and is a predicted model, not a curated record. Gene Ontology annotation, cellular component: membrane.
CGAACGUUUUAUUACCGAAUCAUAAACUUUUAAAAGAACAGCGACAGCAGCUCUCCCGCGUUGGUAAGGUUUAGCAACACAGCUAGUCCUGGUGGCUUCUGUGGAAAAUAUUACCGCGACGAGAACUUCUAACAGUGUCAACUGUAGUUAACUUGAUGGAUUUUCAUCGAUAGCAGCUAGUUGGCGAUUCAGUUAUUUUAUUUUCCUUCCCCACUACCGUCACUAUCCAUCACUGACUUGUACAUGACUUGUACAUGAAGUAGCUAGCAAGGGACCUAUCUACAAACUGAGGACUUUUUCCACAAGCACGGCAUCUUUUAUUUUCUGAGACGUCGCCAAACGGGUAGAUUCGCAUGAGCCUCUGCGGGACCAGGAUUCGGCUUUGCCAGUUCGAAGAUUCAGGAUGAGGAGGCCGAAAGUGGGUCGGAUGGUUCUGGCGACCUGCGUCGGAUCAUUCUUCAUCCUCAUAUUCUACUUCCAGAGCCACUUGAAGCCAGCAGCAGAGCAGGGAGGCAGGAGGACCAGCUGGCGGGGGAAGUCGAGGAGAAGCCCUCUGCAGGCGCUGUAUGAGAGUGACCAGCUGGAGGUGUCAGCUGUGCAUGUGACGCACCAGGGGCGUCGCGAGCUGCUGGAGGAGGAGUGCCGGACGCACACCAGGAAGAGGCGCGUGCUCAUCCCGGAGGACCUCAAGCACCUGAUCGUGGACGACCAGCACGGGCUGCUGUACUGCUACGUGCCCAAGGUGGCGUGCACCAACUGGAAGCGCGUGCUGAUGGUGCUGACGGGCGACGGGCGCUACCGCGACCCCCUGCAGAUCCCGGCCAACGAGGCGCACGUGGCGGGGAACCUGCGCUCGCUGUCCGAGUUCUCCACCGCCGAGAUCAACCACCGCCUGCGCACCUACCUGAAGUUCGUCUUCGUGCGCGAGCCCUUCGAGCGCCUGGUGUCCGCCUACCGCAACAAGUUCACGCGCAGCUACAACACCGCCUUCCACAAGCGCUACGGCACCAAGAUCGUCCGCCGGCACCGGCCCGACCCGGAGCCCGAGGCGCUGGAGCGCGGGGACGAUGUCUCCUUCGAGGAGUUCGUCCGCUACCUGGUGGACCCGCAGACGCAGCGGGAGGAGCCCUUCAACGAGCACUGGGAGCGGGUGCACGCACUCUGCCACCCCUGCCUCAUCCACUACGACGUGGUGGGCAAGUACGAGACGCUGGAGCAGGACUCGCGCUACGUGCUGCGGCUGGCCGGCGCCGAGGGCGAGGUCCGCUUCCCCACCUCGGGCAAGAGCACCAGGACUACGGGAGACAUGGCCGCCCAGUUCUUCCGCGGCAUCAGCCCCGUCUACCAGAGGAAGCUCUACAACCUGUACAGGAUGGACUUCCUGCUCUUUAACUACUCCACACCCGCUUACCUGAGGUUUAGAUGA